Molecule: messenger RNA, 1251 nt
Organism: Closterium sp. Naga37s-1
Lineage: Eukaryota; Viridiplantae; Streptophyta; Zygnematophyceae; Desmidiales; Closteriaceae
Source: the annotation of a GenBank genome assembly
AUGGAUCUGCCCGAGUCUUUCGGGCAGCUUGGGAAGCUGAGGGAGCUGAUUGUGCAUGCGUGCUACGACCUGGAUUACCUCCCAGACUCCUUCUCCAACCUCUCUUCACUGGAAACUCUGGAGAUAUAUGGUGCGCCCUAUCUUGAAGAGUUGCCUCCGGGGUUUGAGAAGCUGCCGCAGCUGAGUAGAUUGGAGCUGUUUAACUGUGCCAUCGGGGGAUUACCUGACGAGCUGGUGCCUCAUGCUGUGCCCAUCAGGCUGGUGCCUCAUGCUGUGCCCAUCAGGCUGGUGCCUCAUGCUGUGCCCAUCAGGCUGGUGCCUCAUGCUGUGCCCGUCAGGCUGGUGCCUCAUGCUGUGCCCAUCAGGCUGGUGCCUCAUGCUGUGCCCAUCAGGCUGGUGCCUCAUGCUGUGCCCAUCUCCCUUCCACGCUCCCUGACCUCCAUUUCCAUUUCAGACACCUUUGAGAAGGCUCGCUUCCUCCCAUACUUCUUUCUUUCUCUCAACCGCCUCACUAGUCUGAAAAUCCACGGCCUCCAAUCCCUCGAGCAGCUGAUAGCCCCUCCUACCUUGUACCAAAUUCCAGCCGAAAGGGAGGGGGAAGCCAUGCCUCAUGUUCCUCCUGAGAUCACCAGUCCUAGGCUCCCCGAAUCCAGUGCGCAAGCUAGAUUGGAGCUCCUUUCCUCUCUCACCUGCCUCCACAUCAGCCAUACCAGGUUGCCUUCGCUCCCAGAUAACCUGAGUGAUCUGAGUGGGCUGAAAGUACUUGUUCUAGAGGAGUGCCCUGCCAUGCCACUCCUUCCUGCCUGCCUCUCCGACCUUUCCAAUCUCGAACGGCUGGACAUCAAGUCGCUCCCGCUGCUUACCCACCUGCCCGAAAACUUGGGGCAGCUGAAGGUUCUCAGCUUGCAUCUUGAAUCAUGCAAGGACUUGCAAGGCCUUCCUCCUUCCCUCACUCUCAUGACCUCCCUCAUAUGCCUGAGCAUCGUUGACUGUCCCCGGAUCACCAGCCUCCCAGAUUCCAUCUCCUCCCUCUCCCACCUCGCAUCCCUGAAGCUCGAGCACCUGCGUGGUCUGCAGCACGUUCCGCCCACUCUCCCCCUCCUGCCGUCCCUUGUCAAGCUUUCGCUACGAGGGUGCACUGGAUUACGUGGAUCUGGGCAGUUUGUCCUGUCUGAGGGAGGUGGAUCUGGACAGGUGCUCGCGGCUAAAGGUGCUGCCACAGUCGCUUCUGGACAGGCAGAAUGUGAUUGA